Messenger RNA from Lasiosphaeria miniovina, 633 nucleotides. RefSeq lists its product as uncharacterized. The coding region runs from base 1 to 633 and encodes 210 amino acids. The transcript has 3 exons. NCBI's taxonomy places the organism in Eukaryota, Fungi, Ascomycota, Sordariomycetes, Sordariales, Lasiosphaeriaceae. The record is from RefSeq and is a predicted model, not a curated record.
AUGCUAUUUUACUUCCGCGUCUUCGCCAACACGCCUGGCCGCCGCUUCGCAUUGCCCUAUUUCUGGAACAACUUGGACAACGAGCACGAGGGCACGUGCAUAGACUUCUUCGGCGAGGCUUUCGGCAUUGCCAUUAAGGACAUUAUUGUGGACCCCAUUAUCAUCUCGCUACCGCUGCCGUAUAUUGCGCAGCUUAAGCUAUGCAUGAAGAAGACCAUGAGCUGCCUCUUGUUUUCCCUCGGGCACUUUCCCGCCGCUUCGGCGCCAGGUGUUAGGGACCUGAUGCGAGCCAACCAGCAAUGCUACUCGUAUUUCGACGGGACCGCGGCGGGCGGUAUGGACGCCGUGAAUAGGUUCGGCGAUUACGUAGCCGCUCACGGGCCCUUUGACACCGUGCUCGCCUUCUCUCUCGGCGGCGCCUUAGUAUCCAUCUUUCUGCUCCGGCCCGAGACGGGCAACGAGAGGCUUCAACAAGCCAAGCGCCAUAUACGCACCGUCGUCUUCAUAAACUCCAUUAUGCCGUCGGCCUGGGACGAGCUAGAGAAGAACGGCGGCGGGCAGGUGACGAUUCUUCGCGCCGCUAGGGUGGCGGCCGAGAAUACCUUCAUCGACAUACCCACCAUCCAUGCCUAG